AUGUAUAGAACGGCCUACCAAUGCGGCCUUCUUUCUAUAUUCUUCUCAGUUGGCCAAAAACCACUCCUAAAUUGGAAGGCCGAGGCUAAAUCGGGAAACAUAAAACGCCUGACGGACCCAGCCAUACGCUCACUUGUUUUGGACAUACGUGGCACUAAUUUUUGCACAAAAAUGCCUCUGUUCCUCCAUCCUGGCUGGAAUACUGUGGUAUUCGAUCUAAACCGACUCAUGGAAUACUGUUAUAAACAAAGACUCCUGGAAGUUACCCGAGUGAGAAUAAACGCCAAUUGCCGUCUCAGGCGGGUCUACUUUUGCGAUCGAGCAUAUAGUGACGACGAAAUACCGAAGGAUUACCGCAUUCAGGUCCUCCAAUGA
Molecule: messenger RNA, 375 nt
Organism: Dibothriocephalus latus
Lineage: Eukaryota; Metazoa; Platyhelminthes; Cestoda; Diphyllobothriidea; Diphyllobothriidae
Source: the annotation of a GenBank genome assembly